Messenger RNA from Suillus subaureus, 852 nucleotides. RefSeq lists its product as uncharacterized. Lineage: Eukaryota; Fungi; Basidiomycota; Agaricomycetes; Boletales; Suillaceae. The record is from RefSeq and is a predicted model, not a curated record. The coding region runs from base 1 to 852 and encodes 283 amino acids. The transcript has 5 exons.
AUGAAUACGCAGCUAGGUGUGCCCCAUCCGGCACCUCCGAGUCACGGUCAUGGGUUGUCUUACUACGGCCCAUAUGAGCCCACUAGCUAUGAGCCCGAAGCACAAAACUUAUUACCUCAGUAUGUUACAAACGCUGAGGGUCAGAGCUGGACGGCACUCCACGAUACGAGAUCGCUGCCAGAGGUUGCAGAUCCUUACCUAGGUCAAAACCCCCAAGUGCUGUUGCCCUACGACACCUUCGGGUCCGGUACCUAUGAGCCUGGGGCGCAAGCGUUCCUACCUCAGCAUCGCUUUGAGGAGCAGAACCUGUCGGUGCUCCGUAGACUGUGGGGAUCAUCAUCGGAGGUUGCAGGUCCUCGUCUAGUUCAAUACCCCAAGCUGUUGCCCUACCCUAAUUCUGGGUUCACUAGCUACGAGCUCGAAGUACAAGACCUCUUGUCUCAGUAUGCCGCAUACUCUGAAGGACAAACCUGGCCGGCACUCUGCGAUCCGUGGGUUACGCAAACGCUGCCAGAGGAAGCGGGUCCUCACCUCGGACAACCCCCUCAAGACCCGUCGCCCUAUGGCACCGAGUCUACUAGCUAUGUGCCCGGUGCACAUGACAUUUUACCUCAGCCUGAGCACAGCUCAUACUCUGAGGAGCAGACCUGGCCGGGUUCUUCAUCCAGACACGACCAAUUACCGCCUCCCCCCAUGGUGCAGGGCCGCCAAAACAGAGUGAUGUGCGCACACCCGGGUGCGGCAUAUUCCUUGAGAAGGAAAACCUCACUCGCCACAUCAAUGAGGUACACGAGCGGAAGAUUAAGGCUCGUUGUGACUAUUGUGGAAGAGGGUUUACGCGCCCGUAUUUGA